Molecule: messenger RNA, 1305 nt
Organism: Echinostoma caproni
Lineage: Eukaryota; Metazoa; Platyhelminthes; Trematoda; Plagiorchiida; Echinostomatidae
Source: the annotation of a GenBank genome assembly
AUGUUCGUGAUUGAUUUUUUUUCAUAUCACCUGUUUCAACGGAGCUCCUUCAAUGGUUCUAACAGCAAUCCGCCAUUCGCUACCAUGGUGCAAAGCGUUCGACUGGAAGAAAUUGUGGAGGGAAUAUGCGGUGCUCUUCACAUGCUUGCCAAAGACUAUGCCACUCGCUCGUAUUUGGCUUUACUAAAGGCUCCGAAUUUGGCGAUUGCGCCCAACGUGCAACCGGGUGGUCCAGGUCUGGCCAUUUUUGUUCAUCUCCUAUAUUCCGCCCAUGAAUCCAUUCAAAGGGCUGCUGCGGGUGUUCUAGCUGAAGUCUCACUAGAUCGUGACGGUUUAGAUGCUUUGGCGAACCUUCCAGGAGCGAGUGCACGUUUCAAUGAACUUGUUCAUUCACGGAAUGAAGCUAUCGCCACAUACGCGUCUGCGGUAGUCAUUCGUCUAACUGAAGAACGGAAGGUCACAUCCGGUACAACAUGUAUGUUCCCAUCCCACGUAGAGGCUCUAAACACACCGCCUCUGCCUAUGGAUAUUGGCGGAUCUAUUCAAGGCCCUCCUAUGCAACAAGCUGCUCCCAUGGGUAGUGGCUGUCCUCUUUCGACCAUCCCAUCACACCCCACCUGGUCGCAUCAAUUCUCGCCCGGACCAGUGUCACAAGAUCCAAUGCACAUUGCGUCUAGCCCCCCACCCAAUUCACUUACCGAAAUGUUAGGUCCACCUCCUGCUGCUUAUAAAGGUCCCACUUGCACGGGUUAUUGUGGCUACUGGGGUGACUGUGGUUCUACUGGUGGCUGUUCCGAUCCCAAUUGUAUGUAUCUGGACCACUGUGGUUCUGGAUAUUGUGGCGCUCCUCCCCCUGUUCGUUCAAUGCGUCCUGAUGCACUACCCGUCGGAUCAACUUAUCCUCAUUGUGGACCCAAUUACGUACACUUGGGCCCACACCCCACCGCUUUGGAUCCCGGAUUAGCCACGGCUAAUCCACCGGUUGUGGCUGGUGUCACAACUUUACCUAUGGGCAAUGGCUCAGCUUCAGCUCGGAAAAGUGGCUAUGCCAGUUUAGACACAAGUGGUUACAUGAGCCCAUCCAGCGAAAUGUACAUGGCACAACCCAGUACCACUUACAAGUCUGUCUCAAACGCACCACCAGUACGGCAUUCGAGACCUGCAGCCAUGCCCGGCGUUCAAACCAAUCCGGCUGGAUCAAGUGCAUCACCUGCAAUCGUUUCAGGUACUGGUUAUUUGAGCCCGGAGCUCAUGUCUCUGGAUGAUCCAAACAGCGACUGGUUAACAAACCAGAAUUUGCUGUAA